This is a messenger RNA of Mixia osmundae IAM 14324, 2030 nucleotides long. RefSeq lists its product as uncharacterized. Bases 56 to 1633 code for a protein of 525 amino acids. The record is from RefSeq and is a predicted model, not a curated record. NCBI's taxonomy places the organism in Eukaryota, Fungi, Basidiomycota, Mixiomycetes, Mixiales, Mixiaceae. Gene Ontology annotation, molecular function: oxidoreductase activity, acting on CH-OH group of donors; flavin adenine dinucleotide binding. The transcript is spliced from 2 exons.
UCGAGCUUACCAUCACUGUCGCUGGCCGGCAUCAUUUUCGAGAUGACAUGCCAAAAUGCGCUUUGCGCGUGAUGGCGAUGCCUCCGGAACAUCACAGAGCUACGAUACAAUCGUCAUAGGCGCAGGCGUCGGUGGCAUCGUGACCGCCACCAAACUUGUCGAGGCGGGCGAGAAAGUCUUGUUGCUCGAGCGCGGCGGCCCAUCUACGUUUGCCACAGGCGGAAGAGACCAGCCAUCAUGGCUUGCGGGCUCAGAUAUGACCAUCUUCGACUUGAUUGGCUUCAAGUACGCCCUCAGAAGAACGCAAGGCCUUUGGGACACUCAAGUCAACGCGACGGUCCCAUCCAUCCUCGGCGGCGGGGGUGCUGUCAAUGCUCAGCAGCAUUGGUGGCCACUUCAAUCGUAUUGGGACAAAUUCACAGGCUGGUCAGCAAGCGAGAUGGCCGGACAUGUUGCUGCCGCAUCUAAGCGUAUUCCCACAACGAUCCACAACAGCCCCGAUGGCAAAUUCUGGGGCACAGUAGGCAUCCACGAAGCCGGGCAGGCUCUGGCCCGUACACUCGGUUGGCGCGAGCUCGACUUCAGCGCAAACACGCAAGACAAAGACGGCGUAUUUGGUCGCAAUUGCUUUUCUGUUCGCGAAGGCGAGCGCGGCGGCGUACUUACAGGCUACUUGCCCGAUGCGCUCAAAUCGCCAAAUUUCAAGAUGAUGCUCGAUACAGAAGUUGUCGAGGUCAUUCGCCAAGGCCUGAACGUGACCGGCGUGCGCACCAAGACAGAGACGUUCGUUGCAAACAAAGUCGUUCUGUCCGCAGGCGUUUUCAAUACUGUCCGGCACCUCUUUCUACUCGGUAUAGGGCCGGAUGCGCAAGUGGCUGCGAGCGGUAGCAAAGUGCAUAAAGCGGACUGGAUAAAUCUGCCCGUCGGCGAAGGCGUGCAUGACAACGCGGCGCCCAUCUCGUUCAGAUUUAAUCACACGGGUGUGAUCAGCUUUGACUAUUCGGAUCCGCUGAACGUCCUGAGCAAGACCAGCCCAGCUGCUCAGCGCGCUCUCAAGCAUACCGGCGAGCUUACCUGGCACGGCACGCCGUCCGUUGGAUUUUGGAGUGUGAAAGCCAGCGAUGGUGGUCCGCCGAUCUACUUGCAGACGGCUCUGCUUGCGGAUCAAGCAGGCCAUCCCGGUUCUUUCGGUCUCACGUGCUGGCUCGCUCAGGGCUUGCGUAGCAGAGGUGUCAUCGGUAUUGAGCCCAGUGGCUACAUGAAGCUCAUCAAGUCACCCUGGACCUCAGACGAAAAGGGAGUCGACCUGCAGGCUGCUGUCGAUGGAUGUCUCGAGCUCCUUAACGCGGCAAAGAAGACAGAAGGCUUUGUACCCGAUGCUGCAAGUGCAGCCAUUACAGACGCUGCAAGUAUGCGAGCUGCCAUUCUGGCUGGUACAGACAAGGGCAACACCCACUGGGGCGGCGGCGCCAACCUAGGCUCGGUCGUCGAUAAUUCUUGCCGCGUCAAAGGCAUGUCUAAUCUUUAUGUCAGCGACGCUUCCGUGCGCAACGAGGUCAACAUCGGCAACUCGCAAGCGCCCGUCAUCGUCGUCGCAGAGAAAUGCGCCUCUGAGAUCAUCAAAGCUCAGUGAGGUGCUUCUGUGUCUGUGCAAUGCAUGUACAGACGGCGGUUCGCCAUCGAAGUUUCGCGAAAGGCCUUUACAGGCCUUGACUCGAGUGAUUGGAGGGCCUGUCGAUUGCAGAUUGCUGCUCAGUGGGUACUGAGCCAUUAAAGAGUCCCGCGAGGAUUCGAUGAUGCUUCGAAAGAUCAAUGAAGCCAAAAAUGUUGGCGAACAAAAUCAGACAUCAAGAAGAAGGGUCAAUGGCUGUAUCGCAUUGAGCAAGGGCUCGAGGUCCGCAAAACUAAGAGACUGCGGUAAACUGAUUCUAGUAGCUCAUCCUUGUAUCAUCUUCCCGAUGAUUGAACAGCUCCCCCGGCGCUGAACUCGUGGCAAUUGGUGUAGGUUGAUCUGUCCACGUUGACGUAUU